Messenger RNA from Archocentrus centrarchus (flier cichlid), 1827 nucleotides. Its product is annotated as prostacyclin synthase-like. Gene Ontology annotation, molecular function: prostaglandin-I synthase activity; heme binding; iron ion binding. Gene Ontology annotation, biological process: prostaglandin biosynthetic process. NCBI's taxonomy places the organism in Eukaryota, Metazoa, Chordata, Actinopteri, Cichliformes, Cichlidae. The transcript is spliced from 10 exons. The record is from RefSeq and is a predicted model, not a curated record. The coding region runs from base 65 to 1519 and encodes 484 amino acids.
GAUAAAUGCUGUGAGAGGUUUCCGGAGACUCCAGUGGCACUGUGAGCGCACACUUUAACGCGAGAUGAUCUUCACCAUCCUUUUGCUUGUUCUGCUGAUUUUUAUUCUAACGAACAGAUGGAGAUCCAAGAGGGAGCCUCCUGUGGACAAAGGAAUGAUCCCGUGGUUAGGCCAUGCACUUGAAUUUGGAAAAGAUGCGUCCAAGUUCAUAAACCGAAUGAAAGUGAAACAUGGGGACAUUUUCACUGUGCGUGUUGUUGGCCGUUAUGUGACGGUGUUGCUGGAUCCGCACUCCUACGACACAGUCCUGGAAGACUCGGGUUCCCUGGACUUCGCACGUUACGCACAGGUGCUGAUGGAGAGGAUCUUCAGACUGCAGCUCCCACAUAACCAGCUGGCUAAAUCAAAAGAGAUGAUGAAAAGGCACUUUGCGGGAAUUAAUUUGGCCGCUCUAAACAGCACCAUGAGCAGAAACCUGCACGCCUUGCUGAAAGCAAAGGCGCACCGGAACCAGAAAGACUGGAAAGAGGAGGGACUGUUUGACUUCUCUUACAGCUUGCUAUUUAAGGCGGGGUACCUGACGCUGUUCGGGGGAGAGCAGAACAACAACCGCACAGACCCUUCGACUGUCUACGAGGAGUACAAGACGUUUGAUGGUCUCUUAACCAAAAUGGCACGAAGCACACUCAAACCAGAGGAGAAGAAGACAGCACAGAGUGUUCAAAAGAAACUCUGGGAGCUUCUGACUCCAGCAGGUCUGACUGAUGAAUCGGGGUCAAGCCCUUGGGUGCACGCCUACAGGCGGCUCCUGCAGGAAGAUGGGACGGAUGAGGAAAUGCAGAACAGGGCUAUGCUGAUGCAACUCUGGUCCACACAGGGUAAUGUUGGUCCUGCUGCAUUUUGGCUCUUGGGCUACUUGUUGACAAAUCCUGAAGCCCUGGUGGCAGUAAGGAGGGAGUUUAGCCAGAUCUCACAGAUGGAAACCACCACAGGGACUCCUCUCAUGGACAGUCAAGUGAACACCCCAGUGUUUGAUAGCGCCUUGGAAGAAGCACUGAGACUCACCGCCGCCCCCUUCAUUACAAGAGAGGUAGUUCGGGAAAAGAUUCUCUACAUGGCCGAUGGCCGAGAGUACCUGCUAAGAAAAGGAGACAGGGUGUGUUUGUUUCCCUACAUCAGCCCUCAGAUGGACCCUGAGAUCUUCCACGAGCCACAGAAAUACAAAUACGAUCGCUUCCUGAAACAGGAUGGAUCAGCAAAGAAGGAUUUUUAUAAAGGAGGGAGGCGGCUGAAAUAUUACACCAUGCCAUGGGGUGCAGGGACCAAUGGCUGUGUGGGAAAGCAGUUUGCUAUCAAUACCAUCAGACAGUUUGUUUACAUGGUGUUGACUAACUAUGAUUUGGAGCUCUGUGACCCAAAUGCUCAGAUGCCAGAAAUAAAUGCCAGUCGUUAUGGAUUUGGGAUGCUACAACCUGAGGGAGACUUGCCUGUUCGAUAUAAACCUAGAAACGCUCACUAGGAAAAUGAGCAAGAACAAGAAUUGCCUGCACAUUUCAACAUAAAAACUUUGUAUAUAGUGUCCAUAUGCCCUUUGUGAUUUAGUGUUUUUUUUUUUUUGUUUGUUUGUUUGUUUGUUUUAUUUAUGUAAUAAAGUGUGAAAUUUUUUUUUUGCUUUCAUUUUUAUCAAUGAAUAAUCUUGUAAUUUUGUGUCAGACUCCUUUAGAGGGAUUUUUACAUGCCCUUUCUUUACCUACCAUUAUUAUUAUUACUAUUGUUGUUGUUGUAAAUAAAAUGUAAUAACUUAAUAAUAUAUUGAUAAUUAAUAUU